AUUGCUAUAAGCACUGCGCUCUCUGGGUAGUCUUCAUAAUGCGCCACCCGGAGAGGUUGUUUCAGUUAUUUUUCGAUAAAUCAGCAGUUCGCAACGUUCGGUUGUUGUGUGAGAAGGAACGCUUUUAGUGUGUGAUUAAAACGCGCGAAACAGUUAUAAAUUAAACGUGAAGAAAAUACGUAAAUUACAAAGCUGCAACAAAAGAAUAUCUUACAGAGCUUGGGAGCAAUAUCAAAAUGCUUAAAAUACCAAGACCAUCGCGGUCAAUGCUUCAAUGUGGCCUGGCAGCUCUUGCAACGGUACUGUUAAUGUCCUGGGUGCGACCGCUUGGAGUUUUAUUCCUGGGUCUGUUCAGCUAUUGGCUCUAUUGGACACGCUGCAGUUUUCGCAUAGUACUGACCCCGGAGCUGCGACACAAAUACGAGAAUUGGCUUCACCGCGCCAGCGACUGGAAACGCAAUUCCCCGACCAUGUUCUGUUUGGUGAGCAGCGGGUGCCUGGGCACACUUGCCAUACUCGGCCAUCUGAUAUCUGGGUCCACCCUGGUGCUAACAUUGCUGGUUCUCUCGGCCCUAAUUUCGACCAAAUACAACUUUAAAUUAUUAAAAAUCGAACACAAAGACUUCCAAUGGUCCGAGAAGCUCAACUACAAUAGCACCGAAGCCGAGCUAGAGGACGAAUUCAUGCCCGAUGCAACCGAAUCGAAUUUAUUUGUGCUGGAACGUGCCAGCAAUGUGGCGACCAUCAGUUCACCCACCGAUGCGGACGAUGAGGAGGAACGCAGCGAUGAAAUACCCUCAGAGCUGCUCAUACCAGAUCGCAUACCCGAAAUCGAUGAGCAUUCAACAGAUGAGGAUGAUGAGCUAAUUCCGACAGCGCGGAAACAAACACAACUUACAUCGGGACAGCAGUCAGCACUUGAAUAUGAGAAACAGCCGAGUCCCGAGGCCGCAAAGGCAGCCGCCAAUCCCAAUCCUAUUGAGUUUCGCAAGGGGCAUUUCAAGCGAGACUCAUCGUUGUCCACCACGUCGUCAUCGUCGGAAGAGAGUUUGUCCAAGGGCUUGCAAUUUCCUGAUCACACAAGCGUCGACGCAAGUGCUCCGGCACUGCGGCAGCUGAACGCUGGCGAGGCGACACACCAGGCGGCAAUACCGUCAACGUCGUCCUCAGGUGAGGUUAGUGAUCUCUUGGCGCUGGCGGUGAAAAGCCAAACCCAGGCCCUGCUCGCCAACAGCAGCAAAAUCUUGCCCAGCUUGAUCUCAGGUCUGGCGCAGUGGGGUCCUGGUGGCGCCGCCGGUCCUGGCUCUGUGGACACCACAGAUGCAGCCCUGAAACAUCGUGUAGUCACUGCUCUGGACUCAUCGGAUGAGAGUGACUUUGAAAUACUCGAAUCGGAUGAUUUCAAGUAAAUAUCAUGUGUGUCGCCCUCGUGCAUCCGCCCGACGUCCGGACUGCACUAAAGUGUAUUACAUACUAUAACUUAACUACAUACAUAUACACACACAUAUAAAUAUAUAUAUACAAGUAUAUACAACAAAAAAGGACCCAAUAAAAAGUCAAGCUGGUCUCUGGUCGGUCGUAAAA
This is a messenger RNA of Scaptodrosophila lebanonensis, 1584 nucleotides long. RefSeq lists its product as uncharacterized. Lineage: Eukaryota; Metazoa; Arthropoda; Insecta; Diptera; Drosophilidae. The record is from RefSeq and is a predicted model, not a curated record. Bases 237 to 1409 code for a protein of 390 amino acids. The transcript has 4 exons.